This is a messenger RNA of Xyrauchen texanus (razorback sucker), 3461 nucleotides long. It is a transcript of the gene fam49al, whose product is annotated as family with sequence similarity 49 member A, like. The record is from RefSeq and is a predicted model, not a curated record. NCBI's taxonomy places the organism in Eukaryota, Metazoa, Chordata, Actinopteri, Cypriniformes, Catostomidae. The coding region runs from base 396 to 1367 and encodes 323 amino acids. Gene Ontology annotation, molecular function: small GTPase binding. The transcript is spliced from 12 exons. Gene Ontology annotation, biological process: regulation of actin filament polymerization.
UGCCUGAGAGAGUAAAAGAGAGAGAGAGGGAGGGGGAGAGAGAGACACAGCGUGAGGCUGUGGUUUAAGCAGAUACUAGCCGUGCGUUUAGGGAAACCCAUAGACUCGGCUCCCUGGGAUAAAGCGGUGUUGCUUCUAACCCCUUUCUUUCAUUCUUUGUAUCCUCCAGAGGGGCCCUGGUCUUUUACCCUUGCCAUUCUUUUACAUUAUUCCCUCCAUCCUAUUCUUCCUCCCUCUUUUGCCUGAGGAAAGAGCUGGACUACUGUUGCCUCCCUGAAACACAUCAAGCCGGUAGUGGAGGCUAAUGCUGUGAUACUGCAGGAGUAAAAAUCAGGCUCUCGUUUGAUGCAGUGAAGUGCUCCUUGAGGAAAAACGCAAGCAAAGGUUUGCCGGCCAUGGGGAACCUCAUUAAGGUCCUUGGCAAGGAUUUAGAGAACUGUCCUCAUUUUUUCCUGGAUUUUGAAAAUGCCCAGCCCACAGAGGCGGAGACAGCCGUAUGGAACCAGGUUAGUGCCGUGCUGGAAGAGGCCCAUGGGAUACUGGCAGAGUUACAGUCUUACAAUGGAGCGGGACAAGAAAUAAGAGAGGCAAUUCAGAACCCCAAUGACCUCCAGCUGCAGGAGAAAGCGUGGAAUGCUGUCUGCCCCCUGGUGGCCAAACUCAAGAGGUUCUAUGAGUUCUCACUCAGGCUAGAGAAUGCCCUGCGCAGUCUUUUGGAGGCCCUAACUAGCCCACCCUACGCUCCCAUGCAGCAUCUGGAGAGAGAACAAGCACUCGCCAAACAGUUUGCAGAAAUCCUGCACUUCACUCUCAGCUUUGACGAGCUUAAGAUGACAAAUCCAGCCAUACAGAAUGACUUUAGUUACUACAGGCGGACCAUUAGCAGGAAUCGGCUGAACAAUCAGCAGUUAGAAGCAGAGAAUGAAGUGAAUAAUGAAAUGGCCAAUCGGAUGUCCCUAUUCUAUGCUGAAGCCACGCCCAUGCUCAAAACCCUGAGCAAUGCCACGACUAAGUUUGUGUCAGAGAACAAGACUUUGCCAAUCGAGGACACCACAGAUUGCCUGAGCACCAUGGCCUGCGUGUGCCGCGUCAUGUUGGAGACUCCAGAAUACCGGUGCCGUUUCACCAACACAGACACCAUGCUGUUCUGCAUGCGUGUGAUGGUGGGUGUUAUUAUCCUUUAUGACCACGUUCAUCCAGUGGGUGCCUUUGCCAAGACCUCCAAGAUUGACAUGAAGGGCUGCAUCAAGGUGUUGAAAGAGCAGCCUUCAAACAGUGUUGAGGGACUGUUGAAUGCACUGAGGUAUACAACAAGACAUUUAAAUGAUGACAGCACCUCUAAACAAAUCAGGGCUCUGCUUCAAUGAGAGCAGGAGGAGGAGAGCAAGAGGAAGGUGACAGAGUCAGACUGUCACAGACGAUUGGGCUGGCAAAUGUGUGCAAAGCAACCUCUGAAACCUGUUUGUUUACAAGAGCGAAAUGCAACUUGAUCUCAAAUUAAAUAAGAUAUUCUAGAAUAGAGAAAUGAAUAUAUAUACACACACACAUAUAUAUAUAUGUAUGUGUGUGUGUGUGUGCGUAUACACACAUUAUAUAUAUAUAUAUAUAAACACACACACACAUACACCGGUGUCAAAAAGUUUGGAAUAAUGUACAGAUUUCGCUCUUAUGGAAAGAAAUUUGUACUUGUAUUUACCAAAGUGGCAUUCAACUGAUCACAAUGUAUAGUCAGGACAUUAAUAACUUUUGAAAAAUUACAAUUUGAAAAAAAAAAUCUGAACUUCUUAAACUACUUCAAAGAGUUCUCACCAAAAAAUCCUCCAUGUGCAGAAGUGACAGCUUCGGUGACAUUUCACCCCACACUUCCUGUAGCACUUGCCAUAGAUGUGUCUGUCUUGUUGGGCACUUCUCACGCAUCUUACAGUCUAGCUGAUCCCACAAAAGCUCAAUGGGGUCAAGAUCCAUAACACUCUUUUCCAAUUAUCUGUUGUCCAAUGACUCGGUUUCUUUGCCAACUCAAACAUUUUCUUUUUGUUUUUCUGUUUCAAAAGUGGCUUUUUCUUUGCAAUUCUUCCCAUAAGGCCUGCACCCCUGAGUCUUCAAUGUUAAGAUUCAUUUAAUGAACCAAAUAGCUUUCAACUGUGUUUGAUAUAAUGACAAGAGAUUUUCUAGUAUCAAAUUAGCAAUUUAGCAAGAUUACUCAAGGAUAAGGAGUUGGAGUGAUGGCUGCUGGAAAUGGGGCCUGUACUUUUUCAAAUUGAUGGUGCUGUCUUUGUACUGUACAUCAGUAAUGUCCUGACUAUACUUUGUGAUCUGCUGAAUGCCACUUUGGCAAAUUAAAGUACCAAUUUUUUUCCGAAACAGCACAAUCUGUACAUAAUUUCAUGAUUUUGGCCACCAGUGUGUGUGUGUGUGUUUGUGUGUGUGUGUGUGUGUAUAUAUAUAUAUAUAUAUAUAUAUAUAGAUUGUUGAUGGAUCAUCAUUGUGUGUUGUUUAAAAAAAACACUGGAAGAAUAGAGAUGUAUAUGUAUAAUUAAAUAAAAAUAAAUUAACAAAAUUGCAGCCUACCCAAUAAAGAUAGAAAAACAAAAAACAUAUUAAACCUUUAAAGAUUUGACUUAAAUGUACAGUUAAAACCACCAACAAAAAUGGUUCAUAUUCCAAUGUAUGUCUAUAGAGUAUUUUUGCACACUUGAAAAUGAUAGGAAUCCCACUUCACAUGGCUUAAAACUGUGUACAGUUCAAAUCCAAUUACAUGCAUUUAGACUUGAUUUGAAUAAUGAUACGCCUCAUUAUCCUCGAUAUGCUUCUUUCAAUGCAAAUGUGGGUUUCCUGAGGAAAUUGCAGUCAUAACACUUUCUCUCACAAAGUCUGUUACAGAAUAAAUGUAAAGUUAACAUGUGAUACACCAUACUUGAGAUACAUUUCUCUGUUGAUACAAACAGAAAUCAAAAGCGUAUGUUUAACAGAGACUGAUUUAGGUUUCAUAGCUGUAUAUAUUCAGAAAGCACAGGAUAGUUUUGUAAAGAAAUGAUCUUACUCACUAGUGCUGUACAGCAAUACCAAGUUGACAAACUGCAGACACAGCAAUUUAUUUUAAAUGCCUUCAUACCAAUGUAUGAUAUGCUGAAAACAUGCUAAUUCAUCUGUGAAAAUUAAUGGCCAGUUGUAUAAAUAAUCCUUCAAAUUGCUUGAAUUUUAUCCUCUUGUAAAUUUUUGAUGUUAAAAAAAUCAAAGACUGAGUAAGCCAUGAAACUGUAUCCCAGACGCGACAUAUUCUGCCCUGUGCCAUAGCUGCUUCUUUUACCACUGCUACUCAUUCAGGGUUCUACAGUCUGACUGAUAGUCAUACACCGAUCAGCCACAACAUUAAAACCAUCUGCCUAAUAUUUUGUAGGUCUCCCUCGUGCUGCAAAAACAGCACCAACCCACAUCUCAGAAUAACAUUCUGACAUAUUAUU